AUGGAGCAGGUCAACGAGACUGUGGUGACAGAGUUUGUCUUCCUCGGCUUCUCAUCUCUGGCUGGGCUGCAGCAGCUGCUCUUUGUUGUCUUUCUGCUCUUCUACCUGUUCACUCUGUGUACUAAUGCCAUCAUCAUGUCCACCAUUGUGCUGGACAGAGCCCUUCAUACCCCCAUGUACUUCUUCCUAGCCGUUCUCUCCUGCUUUGAGACUUGCUACACCUUCGUCAUUGUACCUAAGAUGCUGGUCGACCUGCUGGCCCAGAAGAAGACCAUUUCUUUGCUGGGCUGUGGCAUCCAGAUGUUUACCUUCCUCUUCCUUGGCUGCUCUCACUCCUUCCUGCUGGCAGCCAUGGGUUAUGAUCGUUACGUGGCCAUCUGCAACCCACUGCGCUACACAGUGCUCAUGGGACAUGGCAUGUGCGUGGGGCUAGUGGCUGCUGCCUGCACCUGUGGAUUUACUGCUGCACAGAUCAUCACAUCUUUGGUAUUUCACCUGCCUUUCCACUCCUCCAACCAGCUCCAUCACUUUUUCUGUGACAUCUCUCCUGUCCUCAAGCUGGCAUCUCACCAUACUCACUUUACUCAGAUUGUCAUCUUCAUGCUCUGUGCGUUGGUCCUGAUUAUCCCCCUGUUAUUAAUUUUGGUAUCCUAUAUUCACAUAAUCUCUGCCAUAUUCCAAUUUCCUUCCACACUGGGCAGGUAUAAAGCUUUCUCCACCUGUGCUUCUCAUCUCAUUAUUGUCACUGUUCACUAUGGCUGUGCCUCUUUUAUCUACUUAAGGCCUAAGUCCAACUACUCUUCAAGCCAAAAUGGUCUGAUAGCAGUAUCCUACACUAUCAUAACUCCAUUGUUCAACCCAGUAAUUUACAGCUUGAGAAAUAAAGAGUUCAGAUCAGCACUUUGUAGAAUUGUGGGAAGAACAAUCUCUCUUCCACCUCAUUAA
This is a messenger RNA of Cynocephalus volans (Philippine flying lemur), 945 nucleotides long. RefSeq names its product olfactory receptor 10K2. NCBI's taxonomy places the organism in Eukaryota, Metazoa, Chordata, Mammalia, Dermoptera, Cynocephalidae. The record is from RefSeq and is a predicted model, not a curated record. Gene Ontology annotation, biological process: G protein-coupled receptor signaling pathway; detection of chemical stimulus involved in sensory perception of smell. Gene Ontology annotation, cellular component: plasma membrane. Bases 1 to 945 code for a protein of 314 amino acids. Gene Ontology annotation, molecular function: G protein-coupled receptor activity; olfactory receptor activity. The transcript has a single exon.